This is a messenger RNA of Rhizopus microsporus ATCC 52813, 396 nucleotides long. RefSeq lists its product as uncharacterized. Gene Ontology annotation, molecular function: DNA-binding transcription factor activity, RNA polymerase II-specific; RNA polymerase II cis-regulatory region sequence-specific DNA binding. Lineage: Eukaryota; Fungi; Mucoromycota; Mucoromycetes; Mucorales; Rhizopodaceae. The record is from RefSeq and is a predicted model, not a curated record. Gene Ontology annotation, cellular component: nucleus. The transcript has a single exon. Bases 1 to 396 code for a protein of 131 amino acids. Gene Ontology annotation, biological process: regulation of transcription by RNA polymerase II.
AUGACUUCUUCCGACUCUGACUACUAUUCCAUUUCACCAUCACCAUGUCCAUCAGAUGCAUGGCCUUGUCUACAAGAUCAUUCUCCAGAGCAACAAGUAAAGCAAGAGCCAAAGCAAGUAGCCAAGUUGGUUGAAAAGAAACCUGUAGAUAUGUCCAACCGACGUUACAAAUGCACUCGUUGCCCUAGAGCAUUCACUCGCAAGCAUGAUUUAGAGCGCCAUAUCCGCGUUCACACAGGUGAUAAACCUUAUCAUUGCCCUUGCUGUAAAAAAUGCUUUGCUAGAAGUGACGCAUUAAAAAGACAUAUUCAAGUAGAAAUCAGAUGUCGUACAAGUGAAGAAGUUAUUACUUUUAGACAAACAAGCAGAAGACGACAACAACAAAAAAAACUGUAA